Cylas formicarius (sweet potato weevil) is the source of this 664-nucleotide messenger RNA. Its product is annotated as calmodulin-like protein 4. Lineage: Eukaryota; Metazoa; Arthropoda; Insecta; Coleoptera; Brentidae. The record is from RefSeq and is a predicted model, not a curated record. The transcript is spliced from 4 exons. Gene Ontology annotation, molecular function: calcium ion binding; myosin heavy chain binding. Gene Ontology annotation, cellular component: myosin II complex; cytoplasm. The coding region runs from base 119 to 568 and encodes 149 amino acids.
AAACGUUACGUUCUGUGAUGUUCGAUCUAUGUUUUAGCUGUGUCUGUCAUUAUAUGUUUACGUGUCAUAAAUUUGUAAUAGUACCAUUUAAUUGUUUGCUGAACUCUCAUAUUAAAAUAUGGCGAGAUAUUUUAAAGAACAGGACAUUGAUGAAUUCCGAGAAUGUUUUUACCUAUUUGCUCGUUCCGGUAACAUUAAAUCAUUAGAUGAGUUAACUGUGAUUAUGAGAAGUUUAGGCCUAUCUCCAACAAUUUCUGAGCUAGCUGGCUAUUUCAAACAAAAGGGAGGAAAAAUGUCAUUUGCUGACUUUUUGGAAGUGAUGCAUAUCCACUCAAGGGUUGAACAUUUGCCCAAAGAGAUAGUUGACGCGUUUAAAGCAGGGGAUGCAGAAGGACGUGGUGUUAUUGAGGCCAAACAUUUGCGGCAUCUACUUCAAAAUUGGGGAGAGAGAUUAUCUGCCAAGGAAGUUGACCGCAUCUUCCGUGAGGCUAAUGUCAACAACCACACUCUUGUUAAAUAUGAAGACUUUGUUAAAAUUGCCUGUGCUCCUGUUCCAGAUUAUUACUAAAAAUGUUUGAAGUUUAUUGAUUUUGUUUUAUGAAUAUGGUUAUGGUUAAAGUGUAUUUAUUAAUUAAUCUUAUAAAUAAAAUACUUCAGUAAUGAA